UGAUAUUCAAAGCACUUGCGGCUCGUCUGCAGCGGUAGGAGAAAAGAGGAGAGAAAGAGAGAACCUCACCUCCUCAAGCAGCGAGUGAGGUAGGGAAAAAAGACAGAAAGCGGCAGAGAGAGUGAGCGAGAGGAAGAGGGGAGGCUGUGGAGUAAAAAGAAAGACACCAGCGACUUGGACCUCCAGCGGGGAGUGUUUAAUUGUCUGCGCUUUAUUGUAAAGUGUCUAAUUUCCACACAAAUUCAACAUGUCAUCGUCCGGUAAAGACAACAGCGGUGCCCAACAUGCCAAUUACGUGGGACCUUACCGUUUGGAGAAGACGCUCGGGAAAGGACAGACAGGGUUGGUAAAGCUGGGAAUCCACUGUGUAACAUGCCAGAAAGUUGCCAUAAAGAUUGUCAAUCGUGAGAAACUCAGUGAGUCAGUACUAAUGAAGGUGGAGCGAGAAAUAGCUAUUCUGAAGCUCAUAGAACACCCGCAUGUUUUAAAGCUACAUGAUGUCUACGAAAAUAAAAAAUACUUGUACCUUGUGCUAGAACAUGUGUCUGGUGGUGAGCUGUUUGACUACUUGGUGAAGAAAGGCAGGUUAACACCUAAAGAGGCCAGAAAAUUCUUCAGACAGAUCAUGUCUGCCCUGGAUUUUUGCCACAGUCAUUCCAUAUGCCACAGGGAUCUGAAGCCUGAGAACCUGUUGCUAGAUGAAAAGAACAACAUCAGGAUAGCAGACUUCGGCAUGGCCUCCCUUCAGGUUGGAGACAGUCUACUGGAAACCAGCUGCGGAUCUCCACAUUACGCUUGUCCAGAGGUCAUCAGGGGAGAGAAGUAUGACGGGAGGAAAGCAGACGUCUGGAGCUGUGGGGUCAUUCUAUUUGCCCUGUUGGUGGGUGCACUACCGUUUGAUGACGACAACCUGAGGAAUCUGCUAGAGAAGGUGAAGUUGGGUGUGUUUCACAUGCCACAUUUCAUCCCUCCAGACUGUCAGAACCUCCUCCGUGGCAUGAUUGAAGUGGAUGCCACCAAAAGACUAACGUUAGAACAGAUCCAGAAGCACACAUGGUACAUAGGGGGGAAGAACGAACCAGAGCCAGAGCAGCCAGUGCCCAGGAAGGUGACCAUCCGCAGCCUGCCCUCUGCAGACGACAUUGACCCAGACGUACUGGACAGCAUGCACUCCCUGGGCUGCUUCAGAGACAAAAACAAACUACUGAAAGACCUGCUCUCAGAUGAUGACAACCAAGAAAAGAUGAUCUACUUCCUGUUACUGGACCGUAAGGAAAGGUACCCCAGUCAGGAGGACCAGAACCUUCCCCCUCGCAACGAGAUUGAUCCCCCAAAGAAGCGGGUGGACUCUCCCAUGUUAAACCGCCAUGGCAAGAGGAGACCAGAGAGGAAGUCCAUGGAGGUCCUCAGUGUCACAGACGGAGGCUCGCCUGUACCGGCAAGGAGGGCUAUCGACAUGACACAGCAUGGACAGAGGUACGCAUGGAGGUCGCGGUCUAUUAGUGGAGCCUCGUCCGGCCUCUCCACCAGCCCCCUCAGCAGCCCACGGGUUACCCCUCACCCUUCCCCCCGAGGCAGUCCCCUCCCCACCCCAAAGGGCACCCCGGUGCACACUCCCAAGGACAGCCCGGCCGGGACCCCCACCCCAACACCGCCCCCAAGCCCUUCCAUCGGAGGCAUGCCUUGGAGGACGCGCCUCAACUCCAUAAAAAACAGCUUCCUGGGCUCACCACGCUUCCACCGCAGGAAACUCCAAGUUCCCACACAAGAGGAGAUGUCCAGCCUCACACCAGAGUCUUCCCCAGAACUUGCCAAAAAAUCCUGGUUUGGUAACUUCAUCAACCUGGAAAAAGAGGAGCAGAUCUUCAUUGUCAUCAAAGACAAGCCUCUCAGCUCCAUCAAGGCAGACAUCGUUCAAGCCUUUCUCUCGAUCCCCAGCCUGAGCCACAGUGUGAUCUCCCAGACCAGUUUCCGAGCUGAGUACAAGUCCACAGCCGGCCCUACAGUCUUCCAGAAGCCGGUCAAAUUCCAGGUGGAUAUCACCUACACGGAGAGCACAGCUGCCACUAAGGAGAAUGGCAUCUACUCUGUCACCUUCACCCUGCUCUCAGGACCCAGCCGACGCUUUAAGCGAGUAGUGGAGACGAUUCAGAGCCAAUUGUUAAGCACACAUGACCAGCCAGGGGUCCAACAGCUGUCUGGCAGCCCAUUGAGUAACUUCUUUGACGUAAUAAAACAACUUUUUUCAGACGAGAAGAACGGACAGGUGCCCUACCCCUCUGGCACGCCCACCAAGCACCGCCCCUCACCCAUGCACGUCCGGAGGCACGAGCCAGAACAUAAUGACACCAAAUGCCCCGCUGCGGGCCGAGACAGAGCCAGGUUGUCGGUGGCAUCUGUGGGGACACAGGAGGAGUCUUAGACCGAAAGGCUACGUUGUCAUACCAGUGCUAAAACCCAUCCCAGUAUUGGUAUAAGCCAGUGGCACAGAGAGAGAAUAUCUGUACAUAGCUAGAUGUACAUAAUCAUUUAUGGAAAAUUUUUUUGUAUAAAAUAACUUUAUAUAGAUAGAAAUAUAUUAAGAAAAUCAAAGUGAUAUUUUACAAACAGCAUACUGCACUUACUGCACAUGACAAACACACACCCCUGUCCUACCACUCACCUUUUCAUUAUCCCUCAGCGUCCACCAUCAUCAUUUACCCCUCUACCCCAAACAUCUAAUCACCUGUGGCCCUUGCUCUGUUUUUUGCUUCCUUGCUGCUGUGUGAUGACCUGACUUGUUUCUGAUACCAGGAAUUAUCCAGAAAACCUAUUAAGCCCCUACGCCUGCUCCCUGCUCCGUUCGCCUUCCCUCCACCACCCCUCCAAAACCCCCCCUUGAGAGAGAGAUGGACAUUUGUUGACGGAGGACUGCUUUUAGAGGUGCGCUGAAAAGGGGGGGUGGUUACCAUGGAAACAGAACAUUCAUGCAGACUUCUACCUUCAUCUCCCUCUACGCCCCUUCUCCACCUCUGGCAGCCAUCAGUAGAAGUAGAUGAAAAUACCUUCAGUGUUCCCCCAUCUUAGAAACACACACACACACAAACAACUAAUCCACACAAUGAAACGCACACUCCCUUCACUAACCGACCCCUUUCCUCUGAAGGAGCAUUGCAUCAAUUGGAUAUGAGCAUUUUACAAAGAGACACUACAUACACAAUAUAUUUACAAUGCAUACAUGCACAGGUCCAGUAUGCACAGAGAACUCUGGGAUGUUUUAACAAGAACAUGAACAACAACAGCCGAAAGAAGACAUGCAGAAACUGACUGAUUCAGAGGAGAGAAGGGGGAGGAGUUUUGUGAAAAGCCCAAACAGCCGACACGGAUGCUUGCUGGAUUGUAUUUGUUUGCUUUUUAAUGUACUUUCUUUGUGAAGAACUGGGUUUAAAAUACUAACUGACUUUAUUACACUUAUACGAUUGCUGCAAAUGGACUGGAAUUGUGAUUUCAGAGAGGAGCUGGGUGUGAGCAGAACAGGGCAGAGGGGAGAUGAUA
Messenger RNA from Perca flavescens (yellow perch), 3534 nucleotides. RefSeq names its product serine/threonine-protein kinase BRSK2. Gene Ontology annotation, biological process: protein phosphorylation; intracellular signal transduction. NCBI's taxonomy places the organism in Eukaryota, Metazoa, Chordata, Actinopteri, Perciformes, Percidae. Gene Ontology annotation, molecular function: ATP binding; protein serine/threonine kinase activity. The record is from RefSeq and is a predicted model, not a curated record. The coding region runs from base 248 to 2422 and encodes 724 amino acids. Gene Ontology annotation, cellular component: cytoplasm. The transcript has 19 exons.